AUGCUCCAGACGCCAUCACAGACGCUCCAGACGCCGUCACAGACGCUCCAGACGCCGUCACAGACGCUCCAGACGCCGUCACAGACGCUCCAGACGCCAUCACAGACGCUCCAGACGCCAUCACAGACGCCGUCACAGACGCUCCAGACACGUCACAGACGCUCCAGACGCCGUCACAGACGCUGCAGACGCCGUCACAGACGCUCCAGACACGUCACAGACGCUCCAGACACGUCACAGACGCUCCAGACACGUCACAGACGCUCCAGACGCCGUCACAGACGCUGCAGACGCCAUCACGACGCCGUCACAGAUGCUCCAGACGCCAUCACAGACGCUCCAGACGCCGUCACAGACGCUCCAGACGCCGUCACAGACGCUCCAGACGCCGUCACAGACGCUCCAGACGCCAUCACAGACGCUCCAGACGCCAUCACAGACGCCGUCACAGACGCUCCAGACACGUCACAGACGCUCCAGACGCCGUCACAGACGCUGCAGACGCCACACGUAACAGACGCUCCAGACGCCGUCACAGACGCUCCAGACGCCGUCAGACGCUCCAGACGCCGUCACAGAUGCUCCAGACGCCAUCACAGACGCUCCAGACGCCGUCAGACGCUCCAGACGCCGUCACAGAUGCUCCAGACGCCAUCACAGACGCUCCAGACGCCGUCAAACGCUCCAGACGCCGUCACAGACGCUCCAGACGCCGUCACAGACGCCAUCAAAGACGCUCCAGACGCCGUCACAGACGCUCCAGACGCCAUCACAGACGCUCCAGACGCCAUCACAGACGCUCCAGACACGUCACAGACGCUCCAGACGCCGUCACAGACGCUCCAGACGCCGUCACAGACGCGUCACAGACGCUCCAGACACGUCACAGACGCUCCAGACGCCGUCAGACGCUCCAGACGCCGUCACAGACGCUCCAGACGCCGUCACAGACGCUCCAGACGCCGUCACAGACGCUCCAGACGCCGUCACAGACGCCGUCACAGACGCGUCACAGACGCUCCAGACACGUCACAGACGCUCCAGACGCCGUCAGACGCUCCAGACGCCGUCAGACGCUCCAGACGCCGUCACAGACGCUCCAGACGCCGUCACAGACGCUCCAGACACGUCACAGACGCUCCAGACGCCGUCACAGACGCUCCAGACACGUCACAGACGCUCCAGACACGUCACAGACGCUGCAGAUGCCGCUACAGACGCCGCUACAGACGCUCCAGACGCCGUCACAGACGCUCCAGACACGUCACAGACGCUCCAGACGCCGCUACAAACGCUGCAGACGCCGUCACAGACGCUCCAGACGCCGUCACAGACGCGUCACAGACGCUCCAGACACGUCACAGACGCUCCAGACGCCGUCAGACGCUCCAGACGCCGUCAGACGCUCCAGACGCCGUCACAGACGCUCCAGACGCCGUCACAGACGCUCCAGACACGUCACAGACGCUCCAGACGCCGUCACAGACGCUCCAGACACGUCACAGACGCUGCAGAUGCCGCUACAGACGCCGCUACAGACGCUCCAGACGCCGUCACAGACGCUCCAGACACGUCACAGACGCUCCAGACGCCGCUACAAACGCUGCAGACGCCGUCACAGACGCUGCAGACGCCGUCACAGACGCUGCAGACGCCGUCACAGACGCUGCAGACGCCGCUACAGACGCUGCAGACGCCGCUACAGACGCUGCAGACGCCGUCACGGACGCUGCAGACGCCGCUACAGACGCUGCAGACGCCGCUACAGACGCUGCAGACGCCGCUACAGACGCCGCUACAGACGCCGUCACGGACGCUGCACACGCCGCAGACUUCAGAAGAGUCCAUCAGGAAGACCCAGAGUCCAUCAGGAAGACCCAGAGUCCAUCAGGAAGACCAGACUCCAUCAGGAAAACCCAGACUACAUCAGGAAGACCCAGAGUCCAUCAGGAAGACCCAGAGUCCAUCAGGAAGACCAGACUCCAUCAGGAAAACCCAGACUACAUCAGGAAGACCCAGAGUCCAUCAGGAAGACCCAGAAUCCAUCAGGAAGACCAGACUCCAUCAGGAAAACCCAGACAACAUCAGGAAGACCCAGAGUCCAUCAGGAAGACCAGAGUCCAUCAGGAAGACCCAGAGUCCAUCAGGAAGACCAGAGUCCAUCAGGAAAACCCAGAGUCCAUCAGGAAGACCCAGACUACAUCAGGAAGACCCAGAGUCCAUCAGGAAGACCAGACUCCAUCAGGAAGACCAGACUCCAUCAGGAAGACCCUUUUUUGGUACAACAAGGAAGUGGAGCAGCGAGGGCACCUGCUGUGUGGGGAUCAGGCGCUGGUCCUCCCACAGCAGAAGAGUGUCAUUUCAGUUGAUAAUGACAGCUUCCACUCGCUGCCAAACCCAACUUAUGCCUCUGUGAGAGCACGAGGAGGAUCAUGGGAGUGCAGUGAAGUGGCCGCUACAUUAAGCAGACAAGAGCAUGUCGGCUGCACACGCACAGCAGCAGCUCCAUCUUCAGCCGCUGUCAGUGAAAUAUCCAAACAGCAGACACACACACAGGCGCAGCUUCCUCCUCCACCGCGGAGGGAACCAGGAGAGAGAGGAUUAGAGCGAGGCAAAGAGAGGAGAGAGAGGAGGAGAGCGAGGCACAGAGGAGAGAGAGGAGGAGAGCGAGGCACAGAGGAGAGAGAGGAGGAGAGCGAGGCACAGAGGAGAGAGAGGAGGAGAGCGAGGCACAGAGGAGAGAGAGGAGGAGAGCGAGGCACAGAGGAGAGAGAGGAGGAGAGCGAGGCACAGAGGAGAGAGAGGAGGAGAGCGAGGCACAGAGGAGAGAGAGGAUUAGAGCGAGGCAAAGAGAGGAGAGAGAGGAGGAGAGCGAGGCACAGAGGAGAGAGAGGAGGAGAGCGAGGCACAGAGGAGAGAGAGGAGGAGAGCAAGGCACAGAGGAGAGAGAGGAGGAGAGCGAGGCACAGAGGAGAGAGAGGAGGAGAGCGAGGCACAGAGGAGAGAGAGGAGGAGAGCGAGGCACAGAGGAGAGAGAGGAGGAGAGCGAGGCACAGAGAGAGAGAGAGAGAGGAGAGCGAGGCACAGAGGAGAGAGAGGAGGAGAGCGAGGCACAGAGGAGAGAGACAGAGGGAGAGAGAGGAGAGCGAGGCAGAGGAGAGAGAGGAGGAGAGGGAGGCACAGAGGAGAGAGAGGAGGAGAGCGAGGCACAGAGGAGAGAGAGGAGGAGAGCGAGGCACAGAGGAGAGAGAGGAGGAGAGCGAGGCACAGAGGAGAGAGAGAGGAGGAGAGCGAGGCACAGACGGGCACAGAGAGAGGAGGAGAGCGAGGCACAGAGGAGAGAGAGGAGGAGAGCGAGGCACAGAGAGAGGAGAGAGAGGAGGAGAGCGAGGCACACAGAGGAGAGAGAGGAGGAGAGCGAGGCACAGAGGAGAGAGAGGAGGAGAGGGAGGCACAGAGGAGAGAGAGGAGGAGAGGGAGGCACAGAGGAGAGAGAGGAGGAGAGGGAGGCACAGAGAGGAGAGAGAGGAGGAGAGCGAGGCACAGAGGAGAGAGGAGGAGAGGGAGGCACAGAGGAGAGAGAGGAGGAGAGGGAGGCACAGAGGAGAGAGAGGAGGAGAGCGAGGCACAGAGGAGAGAGAGGAGGAGAGCGAGGCACAGAGGAGAGAGAGGAGGAGAGCGAGGCACAGAGGAGAGAGAGGAGGAGAGCGAGGCACAGAGGAGAGAGAGGAGGAGAGCGAGGCACAGAGGAGAGAGAGGAGGAGAGGGAGGCACAGAGGAGAGAGAGGAGGAGAGGGAGGCACAGAGGAGAGAGAGGAGGAGAGGGAGGCACAGAGAGGAGAGAGAGGAGGAGAGCAAGGCACAGAGGAGAGAGAGGAGGAGAGCGAGGCACAGAGGAGAGAGAGGAGGAGAGGGAGGCACAGAGGAGAGAGAGGAGGAGAGGGAGGCACAGAGGAGAGAGAGGAGGAGAGCGAGGCACAGAGGAGAGAGGAGGAGAGGGGGAGACGCAAACCAGAUCUUCCAGACGCAGACCACGCCCCCACCAACUGGUCUCUGGAGAAAUCCCAUGAGCUCUCCUCUGAGACACCUGUGGCCACCAACCACACCGUGAACGACACUGUGAACCACAUCGUGAACUUCACCGUGAACCACACCAUCAACCACACCGUGAACGUCACCGUGAACGACACCAUCAACCACACCGUGAACGACACCAUCAACCACACCGUGAACGACACCAUCAACCACACCGUGAACGACACCAUCAACCACACCGUGAACGUCACCGUGAACGUCACCGUGAACGACACCGUGAACGACACCAUCAACCACACCGUGAACGUCACCGUGAACGUCACCGUGAACGACACCGUGAACGACACCGUAAACGUCACAGUGAACCACACCGUGAACGUCACCGUGAACGACACCAUCAACCACACCGUGAACGUCACCGUGAACGUCACCGUGAACGACACCGUGAACGUCACCGUAAACGUCACCGUGAACGUCACCGUAAACGUCACCGUAAACCACACCGUGAACGUCACCGUGAACCACACCGUGAACGUCACCGUGAACAACACCAUCAACCACACCGUGAACGUCACCGUGAACGACACCAUCAACCACACCGUGAACGUCACCGUGAACUACACCGUGAAUGACACCGUGAACCACACCGUGAACGUCACCGUGAACCACACCAUCAACCACACCGUGAACCACACCGUGAACGACACCAUCAACCACACCGUGAACCACACCGUGAACGACACCAUCAACCACACCGUGAACCACACCGUGAACGACACCAUCAACCACACCGUGAACCACACCGUGAACGACACCAUCAACCACACCGUGAACCACACCGUGAACGACACCAUCAACCACACCGUGAACCACACCGUGAACCACACCGUGAACAACACCGUGAACCACACCGUGAACCACACUGUGAACCACACCGUGAACCACACCGUGAACCACACCAUCAACCACACGGUCAACCACACCGUGAACCACACCGUGAACGACACCGUGAACCACACCAUCAACCACACCAUCAACCACACCGUGAACCACACCAUCAACCACACCAUCAACCACACCGUGAACCACACCGUGAAGGGUUAG
Knipowitschia caucasica is the source of this 5139-nucleotide messenger RNA. Lineage: Eukaryota; Metazoa; Chordata; Actinopteri; Gobiiformes; Gobiidae. The record is from the annotation of a GenBank genome assembly.